Messenger RNA from Trichechus manatus latirostris (Florida manatee), 1825 nucleotides. It is a transcript of the gene SLC17A2, whose product is annotated as solute carrier family 17 member 2. The transcript has 10 exons. Gene Ontology annotation, biological process: transmembrane transport; monoatomic anion transport. Gene Ontology annotation, cellular component: plasma membrane. NCBI's taxonomy places the organism in Eukaryota, Metazoa, Chordata, Mammalia, Sirenia, Trichechidae. Gene Ontology annotation, molecular function: transmembrane transporter activity. The record is from RefSeq and is a predicted model, not a curated record. Bases 535 to 1707 code for a protein of 390 amino acids.
AAAGCCAAGCCCAGCUUCUCUGCGCUGAGAAUGUAGGGUCAAGCUGGCGCUGUCUGACUGCCAUGUGGCUUAUUAUUUACCCCUGUGAAACUGUGCAGAAUUAUUUGAAAGGGAUGAAGGGACGGAAACUCUCUCCUUCUUCAAGUUAGCCUAUGGUCUAGGACUUAUCAUACUAAUUUACUGGUGAAGGGAAGUAAUUUUCUUUCUUUCGGGUUGAAGGGUAAUUACUAACCAGAGAUCCACUAAAGGGAAGGAACAGUUUUAGGGGAAGUCAGAGUGAAAACAUUAAUAUCAUCCUAAAGAUCUCUACCUGGGAAUGGUCUCUGAUUCCAAAACGAAGAAAAAACUUUCUAAAAAAGGUAACCGAUUCAAUCAAGACCCUACAGCAAGGCUUGAGAGGCCACUGGUGCCAACGGGCACUGAGGACAAUGAUCACUUCUCUGAGCACCCGAUAAAAAACAGUCGUGGUAAAAGAGAUUCAGGGUAGAGGGAAAUUCCACCACAAAGUGUGACACCAUUUCCCAGAGGAGCCAAAUGGAUGAGAAGUCUUCUACCAGGAAAGGUCCAGGUUUCUGUUCAUUACGCUAUGGGCUGGCUCUCAUCAUGCACUUCUCAAACUUCACCAUGAUAACCCAGCGUGUGAGUCUGAGCAUUGCGAUUAUCGCCAUGGUGAACAGCACUGAGCAGCAAAAUAUAUCUAAUGUCUCCACAGAGGGACCCCUUGCAGACACCCUCAAUAACCCCAGCAGAUCCAUCAAGGAAUUUAAUACCGGGGCCUCUGUAUAUGAAUGGAGUCCAGAAACUCAGGGUAUCAUCUUUAGCUCAAUCAACUAUGGAAUAAUAUUGACUCUGAUCCCAAGCGGAUAUUUAGCAGGAAUAUUUGGAGCAAAACAUAUGCUUGGUGCUGGUUUACUGAUCUCCUCUCUUCUCACCCUCUUCACACCACUGGCUGCCAAUUUUGGGGUGAUUUUGGUUAUUGCAAUUCGAACAGUCCAGGGCAUGGCUCAGGGAAUGGCAUGGACAGGUCAGUUUACAAUUUGGGCAAAAUGGGCUCCCCCACUGGAAAGAAGCAAGCUUACUAGCAUUGCAGGAUCAGGGGUAGCAUUUGGAUCCUUCAUCAUCCUCUGUGUGGGGGGACUAAUUUGCCAGGCCUUGGGCUGGCCUUUUAUCUUCUAUAUCUUUGGUAGCAUUGGCUGUGUCUGCUGUCUCCUGUGGUUCACGGUGAUUUACGACGACCCCAUGCAUCACCCAUGUAUUAGUGUCAGGGAAAGGGAACACAUUGUGUUCUCACUAGCUCAAAAGCCCGGUUCUCCUAGACGAUCUGUCCCGAUAAAGGCUAUGGUCAGAUGCCUCCCACUUUGGGCCAUUUUCAUGGGUUUUUUCAGCCAUUUCUGGUUGUGCACCAUAAUCAUAACAUACCUACCAACGUACAUCAGUUCUGUGCUCCACGUUAACAUUAGAGAUAGUGGAGUUUUGUCCUCCCUGCCUUUUAUUGCUGCCUCAAGCUGUACGAUUCUAGGAGGUCAACUGGCAGAUUUCCUUCUGUCCAGGAAUCUUCUCAGAUUAAGUACGGUGCGAAAACUCUUUUCGUCCCUAGAUAUUCAAGUUUCCUUAUGGGGAUCUCAAGGGGAUUUGGGCUCAUCGCAGGAAUCAUCUCUUCCACUGCCACUGGAUUCCUUAUCAGUCAGGUUGGGUCCAGUUUACUGAACAUCUGCAAGUGGCUGUAUUGUUUUAGACACUGCUCUGAAGGACUGUAUGGUCUGAUGGGGAAAAUAAGCAUGGAUGCAACACAAUUAUUUUAUUCAAGGGGGAUUCUCAAUCAAAC